GAAACCGCGUCAGUCUCGCCCAAUGAGACGCGUUCCUGAUUCGAAGUUCCUCCCAUUGCCAGUGGAAGUUGUUCCUGUCUUCGAUUAGAGAAAUGCAUUGGCUUAGGAGUCUUCUGCCAAAAAGGUCUGUUCAGCUGCUUAUACAAAGGUCUUACUCUUCACCAAGGCAGCUGCCUACCUUAACACUCUUUACAAAGGAUCCUUGUCCCCUGUGUGAUGAUGCAAAAGAAGUCCUUGAACCAUACAAACAUCGAUACACACUACAGCAGGUUGACAUAACCCUUCCUGAAAAUAAAGUCUGGUAUGACAGAUACAAAUUUGACAUACCAGUAUUCCAUUUAAACGGCCAGUUUCUGAUGAUGCAUCGAGUCAACACCACACUUCUGGAAAAACGAUUGGCAAAGCUGGAGGAAAGCAACUAAUUGUUUAUGAAUGUCAAUAUCAUGUAUGUUUUUUAUUUUGCUUUCCUGUCAUAACAUGUUAUUUUCCAGAGUGUGUAUGACAAGGUUGUGUAUCUAACAAGUAAUAAAGAGCUUGUUUGUUUCACCGUG
This is a messenger RNA of Sardina pilchardus (European sardine), 551 nucleotides long. It is a transcript of the gene c14h5orf63, whose product is annotated as chromosome 14 C5orf63 homolog. Bases 93 to 422 code for a protein of 109 amino acids. The record is from RefSeq and is a predicted model, not a curated record. The transcript is spliced from 4 exons. Lineage: Eukaryota; Metazoa; Chordata; Actinopteri; Clupeiformes; Clupeidae.